This is a messenger RNA of Metopolophium dirhodum (rose-grain aphid), 859 nucleotides long. RefSeq lists its product as uncharacterized. The coding region runs from base 95 to 778 and encodes 227 amino acids. The transcript has 3 exons. Lineage: Eukaryota; Metazoa; Arthropoda; Insecta; Hemiptera; Aphididae. The record is from RefSeq and is a predicted model, not a curated record.
CCGGAAAUAAAACAACUCUUGGAGUCCUAGCGUAUUGUUCAACGGAUCUAGAUUUACCGGUCAUUUUCAGUCAUUUUCCAGUCCGUUCCAAAGAAUGGAGGCGUUCAGAGACGCUGUGCGUAGGGUCAUGAGCAGGUCGUCUGACGACCAACAGAUGGACUGCGUGCUCAUGGCGUCCGUCCAGAAGCAGCUGACCGAAGUCGCGGACGCCGUAGCCUCGGUCUGGCCACUGGCUGAACUGUCAGAUCCAGAGAGACGCGAGUGCGCUAAGACUUCGGCUAUAAGAAGAUUUCCGGCGAGAAGCAUCGUCUACGAUGACGUUCGCAACUCCAUCGAGGCAAACGCUUACUUCGUGCUCGAAGGACGGUGUACUUGCAUGCAGCGACUCCGGGUCCGUAAGACGACAGAAUAUGGCCGCAACCGUUUUACGCUGAUCCGUGACAAUGGCGAUGACGGCCAAUCACAUUCGGACAUAAAGAAAAACGUACAGACUGUCUACGUGAAGAUGACAGAUCUACGACCGGGUUCGGUUUUUGGCCUAGGUGAAAGGCGGUCGGGGCGAAUAGUGAUGGCCACGGCUGAUGUCAAGUGUUUGCUGGUCCCGUUGGCGUUCCUCGCCAAGCACAACGCGUCCAACAUUUGGGGCCGGACUGUGUGCUCCCUGAACGGUACCAACCCGACGGCCGAACAGUCGUUCCGGAAGUUAGUCGUGGAAAACAGAUGGGCAGAAUACAAGAAGUCGUUAGCAGACGACUUGUUCCGGAAACGCCGACCAUAGUAUUGUUAUUAUUAUUAUUAUGACCACUGUGAAUAAUAUUAUUUUUUAUGUUAUUUUUACGAACGACGUAGUAUAUAGUCG